AUAUGCCCCGAUUACCCUUCUUCCCAGAGAACCGGCUGCGUGGCGGGCUGGAGCCCAGACACCACUGGCCAGACCAGGGCAACAGACUUAGGGAGGGGGUGGCAGAGGACCCAGCAGUGGAGCCAGAGGAGGCUGCAGGUUGUGUGGUGCCGGGGGCAGCGGGCCAGGCUGCAGUAGAGCGCCUCCAGAGAGCUGCCCAGGAUGACGCCCAGGCCACUCAGGGUCACCCAUCCCCCCGAAGAAACCCUUCAGGACGCCCAGCGUCCCCUCCCUCUGUGUCAUGGCCACCCGUGCCACAGUCAACCUCAUGACAGCUCCCAGCAUGCAGUACAGUAGCAGUCUGUCGUGUCUGACCCCCGAACUGGCCGAGCUCCUGCUCAGUCACAUGUCCCGCGAGAGGCUCCUUCGCCCGCGCACCCUGGAACUCUUUUUCGGCUGCCCGAUGCAGAAGUUUGUCCUCAACUGCUACCCGUACUCCACCAACGAGCUGCUCCGGCAGCUACGGGCCUUCACUGCACUGAAGCACCUGAGCCUGGUCAACUCUCCUCUCAUCACAGACGCAGGCCUCUCUGUGCUGUGCAGCCUACUGAAACUGCAGCACCUGAACCUGGCCUCAUGUAGCAAGCUAACAGACUCCUGUCUGCAGCACAUCACAGGCUUGAAGAGCCUGUCUUUCCUGUCGCUAGACCAGACCAAAGUAAGCGAUGUAGGGAUGGUGCUGUACCUGCAGUCUGCUCCUUCGACACUCACCCAGCUUAGUCUGAACCAGACCUCUAUCACGGAGGCCACCCUGGCAGCGCUGCCCGCCUGUGUGCCCCAGCUACGACUGCUCAGCAUCAAACACACUAAGGUGAGUGACGUGUCGGCCCUGGCUGAACUUCCCAGCCUGCAGACCCUCUACCUGGACGGCACGGCGGUGAGGGAGGGCUCUCUGGAGCACCUGGCCACCCACUCCGCCCUCUCUGCCCUCAGCGUGGCCGGCAUCUCCGUCGCUGAUGGCAACAACGUUCUCCAGAUCAUCUCAGGGCUCAGGCUGACCCAGCUGACCCUGCCUGGACGCCACUCGGUGACGGACGCCGGCCUGGCCUUCCUCUCCAGACUGUCCCUGCUGUCCGAGCUGGACCUUACUGACUACACAUACGUCACCGACCAGGGGGUCACCCAGCUGGCUACCAUGACCAGGCUGAAGAGGCUGUCGCUCAGCAACACCCAGGUGACGGACGCGGGGCUUCCCUCCCUGCGCUGUCUGCAGGAGCUGCUGGAGCUGUGUCUGGACCGCACGGCCGUCACCAGCCGAGGAGUGGCCGCCCUCGUCACCGGACUGCCACACCUGCAGGUAUUAAGCUUGGCCAGUACUCAGGUGGGCGACACGGUCGUGAGGAGAGGUCUGGUCCACUGUGUUCAGCUCUUCAAGCUCAACCUCAGCCGGACACGCAUCACUGACCACGGACUGAAGUUCUUGAAGUGCAUGUGUCUGACCCAGGUGAACCUGGACGGCUCGGGCGUGACCCUAUCGGGCAUCGCCAACCUGAUCGCCUCCUGUCCCCACAUCACCAGCAUCCGGGCCAGCAACCCGCGAGCCAUCCCCCCUGACCAGGUCUCCGACGACAACGACGGUGACAAUCAGUAGGGGGAUGAGUAGGGACCUCGCCCAGCCCUUUCUGAUGAGGCUUGGGUCAGCUAGCUAGUAGCUUCCGCUGUGCUCGGCGGUAUCAGCCCCAUGUUUCUGCAUCCAGCUGACAGGCUCAGCGUAGUCUGGGUGAAGAGAAACCCAGCUCUAACUGCACUGCUUCAACAGCGGCUAGUGGCACUACUCGCUCAAUCACAAGUCCACCGUAAUUGCUGUCAAAACCUUAGAAGGGUGCCUUCUUGUGCUUCUAAAGAUCUAGAUGGGAUCCCUGCUCCCUGUAGUUAAUCACAACCCCCAUUUAAAGUUAUUACGAUGAAGUCUCACAUAAGUGUGCUAUGUAGAUCCCGGUGUAGGGUUCAGUUGUCCCUAAAUGCAGAUUUUGGGUCAGUUUUUUUGCAUUUCUCCCAGUAAUGGUUCAGUGUAGGAUUGGGGGAGGGAAAGCUGAUCCUAGAUCUGUACCUAAGGGAAACUUCACUCCAGAGUGUAGAUUCCCCCCCCCCCUGGGCCUGGCAGAGGUAUAGUAUGCAUGAUGACCAAUCUACAUAAAGCAAAGGAACUAUGAUUAGGAAUUGAUCAGGGAUAUAACCUUCAUAUAUCACAGCAUGUUUUCACCCAGAUUUUUCUGCCUGAAUUCUCUAAUGAAUCAGUUAACACUACUGAGGUCUAACAUUUAACUCCAGUUCUACUUACUUCCUGUAUUGUCAAAAAACUAAAUGUUGGGGGUAGUUCAAGCUAAGGCAGGUUCUAUCUACAGUUGAAGUCAGAAGUUUACAUACACCUUAGUCAAAUACAUUUAAACUCAGUUUUUCACAAUUCCUGACAUUUAAUCCUAGUAAAAAUUCCCUGUUUUAGGUCAGUUAGGAUCACCACUUUAUUUUAAGAAUGUAAAAUGUCAGAAUAAUAGAGAGUGAUUUAUUUCAGUUUUUAUUUCUUUCAUCACAUUCCCAGUGGGUCAGAAGUUUACAUAC
Molecule: messenger RNA, 2598 nt
Organism: Salmo salar (Atlantic salmon)
Lineage: Eukaryota; Metazoa; Chordata; Actinopteri; Salmoniformes; Salmonidae
Source: RefSeq, a predicted model, not a curated record